AUGUCAGACACCACUAUCAAUCCGCUGGAUCUGCCAGCAUCUCCAUCCUCGGAGAUGUUGACUGUCUCUCCCGCUGAUACCUCAUUGGAUUCUCCGGAACCGGAGGAUCUGGAGGAGGAGAAGAAGCCAGCGAAGAAGAGAAAGUCCUGGGGCCAGGAACUUCCAGUCCCAAAGACCAACCUCCCUCCACGAAAACGUGCCAAGACAGACGAUGAGAAGGAACAACGACGCAUCGAACGGGUUCUCCGGAAUCGCGCCGCAGCACAAACCUCGCGCGAGCGCAAGAGACUCGAGAUGGAGAAGUUGGAAACCGAGAAGAUCAGCAUGGAACAACAGAACCAGUUCCUACUGCAACGGUUAACCCAGAUGGAGGCGGAGAACAACCGCCUAUCUCAACAGGUGGCGCAGUUAUCCGCCGAAGUCCGUGGCUCUCGCAGCACCACCCCCAAGGCUGCAUCUCCAGUCACAGUCACCGAAUCCCCCACCCUCACCCCGACCCUGUUCAAUCGGGAACGGUCAGAGCUCAACAUUGAGCGCAUCCCGUUCCCCACCCCCUCCACCGAAUACUCCCCCACCCUCAAGCCCUCAACUCUGGCUGAGGCCUCCGACGCGACACAACAUCCUGCAGCGGUGUUGUGUGACCUGCAGUGUCCGUCGCUGGCCUCGAAGGAGCUAGAAGUGCGCUCCCUCUCUUCGACCUCUCGAGUAUCGACCCUGCAGUUUCAAAUGAUGCUGCAGCUCCUCUUUCUGACGAUGACUUCCGUCGCCUCUUCCACGGUGACUCACCCUCUGAGUCAAAUCCUUCAUUCCCUGAAGACGGGUUUGCCUUUGGCGUUCUCGACGGUGGAGAUCUUUCAGCAUUUCCCUUUGAUUCUUUGGUUGAUUUCGACCCCGAGUCUGUCGUCCUCGAAGGCGUCGACCCGACCGGUCUUUCGGAUGAAGCUUCUCAUCAGACUACUAGCUUGCAGCCCAGCCUUGGCGCGUCCACUCCGCGAUGCGACGGGCAGAGCAUUGCAGCUAGCGGUUAGUGAGCAAAGUUUCCCGCAGACCGGGUCGGCCGACGCCCCGGAGGGUCGACCGCGGUGGGAGUCGUUGUUGACCAUGGCCUGGGCAAUCGAUCGUCUCAGCCAGUCUCAACCCCGACCUAAUAUGAAAUCCGGACGGCGACGCAGUUACGGAAAGAGAAUCAAUCGGAGUACACGGAGUUCUUGGAGUUCAAACAUUGGAGAGACAGCGUCUCUAUUGGGCAAACAAUGA
Messenger RNA from Penicillium odoratum, 1257 nucleotides. RefSeq names its product transcription factor HAC1 (gene hacA). Bases 1 to 1257 code for a protein of 418 amino acids. Gene Ontology annotation, biological process: positive regulation of transcription by RNA polymerase II. Gene Ontology annotation, molecular function: DNA-binding transcription factor activity, RNA polymerase II-specific. Lineage: Eukaryota; Fungi; Ascomycota; Eurotiomycetes; Eurotiales; Aspergillaceae. The transcript is spliced from 2 exons. The record is from RefSeq and is a predicted model, not a curated record.